This is a messenger RNA of Musa acuminata subsp. malaccensis (wild Malaysian banana), 1282 nucleotides long. RefSeq names its product sec-independent protein translocase protein TATC, chloroplastic. Lineage: Eukaryota; Viridiplantae; Streptophyta; Magnoliopsida; Zingiberales; Musaceae. The record is from RefSeq and is a predicted model, not a curated record. Gene Ontology annotation, cellular component: membrane; TAT protein transport complex. Gene Ontology annotation, molecular function: proton motive force dependent protein transmembrane transporter activity. Gene Ontology annotation, biological process: protein transport by the Tat complex; intracellular protein transmembrane transport.
CUCGGCUCAGAGAGAGAGAGAGAGUGAGAUGGGAAGCAUGGCUCUUCUCCUUCCACCCUGUACGCAGCUCCCUUGCUGUCCUCGGCACCGCAUCCGUGCCCCCAACUACCGUGGCGACAACGCGCGAAUCGUCGCUUCCCCGUCUACCUCGGCUUUGGAUGCCCUCUCGAAGCCCUUCCGCAAGCAUCGCCUCCUCUGCUCCGCUCUCCUCCAAGACGACGCUCCGCAGGGGCAGGAACAGCAGGAGCCGCCGCCGCAGCUCCCAAGUGGCGUCGUCAGCUCUCCGGUCGAAGAAACACUCUCUGAAAACAUAAAUGAAGAUCCAUUGCAAAGUAUCAAGCAGGAUAAUGAGCAAAGCUCUCUGUAUAAUUUUCUCUAUCCCAGUAAAGAGCUUCUUCCAGAUGACAAAGAGAUGAGCAUAUUUGAUCAUUUGGAAGAGCUUCGCCAAAGAAUAUUUGUCUCAGUUUUGGCUGUGGGAGCUGCUAUCUUAGGCUGCUUUGCUUUUUCCAAGGAUUUGAUUAUACUCCUUGAAGCUCCUGUUAGUUCCCAGGGAGUUCGUUUUCUGCAACUGUCUCCUGGAGAAUUUUUCUUUACAACUCUUAAGGUAUCUGGUUACUGUGGGCUUCUUCUAGGGAGUCCUGUUAUUCUUUAUGAAAUUAUAGCUUUUAUUCUUCCUGGUCUAACAAAGGAUGAGAGAAAAUUCCUGGGCCCCAUUGUCCUGGGAUCUUCAGUGCUAUUUUAUGCCGGUAUUGUCUUCUCCUAUGCAAUCCUCACUCCUGCAGCCUUGAAUUUCUUUGUUAACUAUGCGGAAGGCGCUGUGGAAUCAUUGUGGUCCAUCGAUCAAUACUUUGAGUUUGUUCUCAUUCUUAUGUUCAGCACAGGGUUGUCUUUCCAGGUUCCAGUUAUACAGCUUUUACUAGGACAGGUUGGCUUGGUGUCCGGGGACCAGAUGUUAUCUAUCUGGAGAUAUGUUGUGGUCGGUGCUGUUGUUGCGGCUGCUGUGCUUACACCCUCAACUGAUCCCUUGACACAGAUACUCUUGGCAGGUCCUCUGUUGGGUCUCUAUUUAGGCGGCGCGUGGAUGGUCAAAUUAAUAGGUCGCUAGUUCGAUCAUCUUGUGCAUGAUUUUCCCUCACAUAAUGAAUUAUGAACCAUAUGUGAAUCGAAGCGCAUGGAUGGUCAAAUUAAUAGGUCACUAGUUCGAUCAUCUUGUGCAUGAUUUCCCUUCACAAAAUGAAUUAUGAACCAUAUGUGAAUCAAAACAUGAGGUACGUCUUCUCUG